Molecule: messenger RNA, 2209 nt
Organism: Galeopterus variegatus (Sunda flying lemur)
Lineage: Eukaryota; Metazoa; Chordata; Mammalia; Dermoptera; Cynocephalidae
Gene: NSDHL
Product: NAD(P) dependent steroid dehydrogenase-like
Exons: 7
Coding region: 28-1113 (361 amino acids)
Biological process (GO): steroid biosynthetic process
Molecular function (GO): 3-beta-hydroxy-Delta5-steroid dehydrogenase (NAD+) activity
Source: RefSeq, a predicted model, not a curated record
GCAGAUAGGACCAUUUUUGGAGCCAAAAUGGAAGGAGCAGUCAGUGAGCCAAUGAGAGACCAGGUGGCACGGCCGCAUUUGACAGAGGACAUUCCCAAAGCAAAGAAAUGCACAGUGAUCGGAGGCUCUGGAUUCCUGGGGCAGCACAUAGUGGAGCAGUUGCUGGCAAGAGGCUACGCCGUCAAUGUAUUCGAUAUCCAGCAAGGGUUUGACAAUCCCCAGGUGCACUUCUUUCUGGGUGACCUCUGUAACCGGCAGGAUCUGUACCCAGCUCUGAAAGGUGUAAACACAGUCUUCCACUGUGCAUCGCCCCCGCCAUCCAGUAACAACAAGGAACUCUUUUAUAGAGUGAAUUACCUUGGCAUGAAGAAUGUCAUUGAAACUUGCAAAGAGGCUGGGGUUCAGAAAUUCAUUUUAACGAGCAGUGCCAGUGUCAUCUUUGAGGGCAUCGACAUCAAGAAUGGAACCGAAGACCUCCCUUAUGCCGUGAAGCCCAUUGACUACUACACUGAGACUAAGAUCUUGCAGGAGAGAGCAGUCCUGGGUGCCAAUGAUCCUGAGAGGAACUUCUUAACCACAGCCAUCCGUCCUCAUGGCAUUUUCGGCCCACAGGAUCCCUAUUUGGUCCCCGUCCUCAUCGAGGCAGCCAGGAAGGGCAAGAUGAAGUUCAUGAUUGGAAAUGGGAAGAACUUGGUGGACUUCACCUUCGUGGAGAAUGUGGCCCACGGACACAUCCUAGCUGCAGAGCACCUCUCCCAAGACGCGGCCCUGGGUGGGAAGGCGUUUCACAUCACCAAUGAUGAACCCAUCCCUUUCUGGACGUUCCUGUCCCGCAUUCUGACAGGCCUCAAUUAUGAGGCCCCCAAGUACCACAUCCCCUACUGGCUGGCCUACUACCUGGCCUUCCUGCUGUCUCUGCUAGCAAUGGUGGUCAGUCCUGUCAUCCAGCUCCAGCUCACUUUCACACCGAUGCGGGUGGCACUGGCUGGCACAUUUCACUACUACAGCUGCGAGAGAGCCAAAAAGGUCAUGGGCUACCGGCCGCUGGUCACCAUGGAUGACGCUGUGGAGAGGACCGUGCAGAGCUUUCGGCACCUGCGGAAGGUUGAGUGAGGCAUCCGGUGACUGAGCUCUCUCCAUGCAUCUCCCAGCCAGUAAGUCUCUCCCCUGUGGACCAAAGGACUAACAUCCUUCAAACGAGUUCCUUCUGAGCUGUGAGUCCUCCUGCUAGUGAGAUGAGAGCACAGCCUGCCCCUUCCAUGACCAGGAGGAUGGCGAAACAGCAGACACUUCCUCUUUCAUAGGAUUGGAUUUGGAUUUCUCAAAGCAGGCAGCUUCAUGUUUUACUGUUUUGUUCUUCUGUCUCUGUGUAUCUGUCUCCCCUCUCUCUCUUCUGGGUUCCUUAGCAUAAAGACCACCUGUGAAGUCAACCAUUUUGUUACAGUGUCCUUGUACAUAAUCAAGGACACAGUAGGGAGAGGCAACCCAUUUGCUAGUUGAGGCAGGGAACCAUUUCUGUGCAAUUAGAAGCCACUAGACUCUGUUCAAGGAACUACAUCUUAAAAAUGUCCUAGAAAAAAAUCAGAAGAUGUAAACACAUGUGUGAGACUUCAUAUGUACAUUUUGUAUCUGCACAAUUUGGAGCAAAAACUUAAAAAAGCUUAAAACAACUGUAAUCCCCCCCCUAGUCCCUAGGGAGAAAACUUCUGGUCGAUCAACUCCUUACAUGCUUCCAUGUUCACUCUCGGGUACUGUCAGCGUGCCUGCCUGCAUUGUUUUUCAUAAAACAUUUCUCUUAAUCAACAGAGUCCUGUUGUCAUUUUUAGUGGCAAGGUGAUCUGGCCCAGUGACAUUCAGUUUAAGCUGUUUAGCUCCUCUCCUGAGGUGUGACAUCAGGCUGGUUGGCAGUAGGCCAGGGAGGAGAGAGCCUACUUUAACUCCUCGGAGUUCGGGCAGAAACUCCAUGACAUGAUCCAGAAAGGGCUGGUUCCUUGUAGCUCAUGCUCAUAGAAUCCUCCAGACCAGUUUCCAAAGGGCAUAGCACAUUUAAUAAUUCAGCUUUUUCUGUUUUCUGGUGAUGGUCUGCCUACAGAGCCUGGUUUCUUCUCAGACUAAUUGAAAUGUAAUCUUAAAGAGUUCUGUUUUCCUCCGCAUUUGUCCCAGGGUGGGGAGGCAUCUGGGGAUACCAGAAUAAAGUGAAGGCAUUGUA